This is a messenger RNA of Gryllus bimaculatus (two-spotted cricket), 2786 nucleotides long. Lineage: Eukaryota; Metazoa; Arthropoda; Insecta; Orthoptera; Gryllidae. The record is from the annotation of a GenBank genome assembly.
GGGGCGGACAUGGUCAUGGCAGUCCCUAUGGAACUUACGCCGCUACCAAUGUAAUAUCACGUCACUACCGACGUGGAUUGAAGUUAAAAGUAAAGUCAAAUAACGCGCUCUGUCACAUUUAGUUCAGCAACGUAUCACAGUAAGCGCUGAUAGCAGGAAGGCAAUCGGGGAAGAAAACAUUGCGUCAAUUUGACACCGACGGUGGCCAGGCCAUUGCCGCGAGGUUAUUGCAAGAAUAAUAUUAGUCGCCAGUGGCAUCGUGCGUUCUAAUUGAACCACAAAAGGCAAGACUAUCACUUUUCAAUGUGAAUAUGUGGUGUGCUGCGAGAGCUGGGACGCGCAUUGCUCGAAGUUAUGUGAUCCGGAGGUGUCUCAUCCCGGGAAGUCACGGAAGUGUUCUUCAUCUUGCACCUCUUCAAAACCGAGAAUCCAGUAGUAGGGCCACUAAACCGAAAAGAGGUCCAUACCAAAAUUUUGGCCAUCGACCGGUCCCAGAAACCAAGUUCAAGUCCAUAUUAUAUAUCUUUUUGGCUGUUACGCUAGUGGGAUGCUGUCUGAACUGGGAAGCAUUGAAGGAAGGGUUGUUUCCAAGAGUUGAUGCUGCAACGCAGGUUGCUGAAAAUCAUGUUGAAGUUGCCACCUCCGAUUCAGAUGAUGGUGGAGAAUCGGAUGCUGAUGAUACCAAAAAGAAAAAGAAGAAAGAAAAAGAAAAAAUUGGAUUUCGAGAUCGCAAGAUAAUGGAGUAUGAAAACCGCAUGCGCCAAUACUCCACACCUGAUAAAGUUUUCCGCUAUUUUGCAACCUUGCAAGUGGUGCAUCCAUCAGGUGAAAGUCACGAGGUUUACAUGACACCAGAUGAUUUCUUGAGAUCAAUGACACCAGGUGUUAAACAACCAGAUGGCCUUGGAUUGGACCAGUACAAACGCUAUGACCCUAAGAAUGUUCACACAAAGUUGGAACUUGCAUUGGAUGAAGAUAGCAUCUUUUAUAAAUUGGGCAGUGCAGGGCUGAUCUCCUUCUCAGACUACAUUUUCCUGCUCACGGUCCUGUCCACGUCGCGGCGCCACUUCGAAAUCGCCUUCCGGAUGUUCGACCUGAACGGCGACGGCGACGUGGACUCGGAGGAGUUCGAGAAGGUGGCCACGCUCAUCCGCCAGCAAACGAGCAUCGGCAGCCGCCACCGCGACCACGCCAACACCGGCAACACCUUCAAGGGGGUGAAUUCUGCUCUUACGACAUACUUUUUCGGACCAAAUAUGGAUGAGAAGUUGACCAUUGAAAAGUUCCUGGAAUUUCAGCAGCAACUGCAAAGGGAAAUUCUUAGCCUUGAGUUCUUACGCAAAGGCCCUGAUGAAAAUGGUAAUAUCUCUGAAGCAGAUUUCACCGAAUUGUUGCUGGCAUAUGCUGGCUACCCACAAAAGAAGAAAACGAAAAUGUUAAGACGUGUGAAGAAGAAGUUCAAGGAAAAUGCUCGUGGAAUAAGUCGGGAAGAUUACUUGAAAUUUUUUCAUUUCUUAAACAACAUUAAUGAUGUUGAUACAGCUCUUACUUUUUAUCACAUUGCUGGAGCUUCAAUUGAUCAAGAGGAUGGACAACUGAGCAAUCGUGAGUUUGUUGCAGUCAUGAAAAAUAGACUCCUGCGAGGUUUGGAAAAACCUAAAGACACUGGAUUUGUGAAACUUAUUCAAUCUGUGGUGAAGUGUGCUAAGGAAACAAAGCCAGCUUUGCUUGAUAUAUGAAAUUCUCCUGUAAAUCAUAAGAAAUGCAGGCAAUACAGAGAAUCCUGAUUGGCUGUCCAUAAACCGAUCUGUUGUUAGUUAAACGUUCUACCUCUAGUAAUGCAGUGGCAUUCUUGUCCUAAUUGACUCCAUGCUUAUUGGUAAUACCUAAACAUUUUUCUUCUGUGCAAAGCAUAAUUACUUAUGCAUUUCCAAGCAGUUUGUGCCAAUGUAUUUGAUGGAUGCUUGGUUUGUAUCUACAUCAUGAUGUACUUAAAAAGCGAGAUCCUUUGGUGCUUUAAGUGUCUCCAGAAAUUGAUUGAUAGAGAUUAUUCUUCAUACUUCCUCUCUGUAUGCCAAGAUUUGUAUUUUUCUAGUUCGCUCUUCUUGCAGAUUCAUUAAUUCUACUACCUUUCCCAAUUUAGAUCUUAUCAUUUUAAAUUCUUUUGAUUUGUCUUCCUGCUAACUGAAGGCUUUGUGUACUUAUAAACAAAGAAUUUGAAAUUUAAAUAUAGACAAGCAGAAAUAUUUGUAAACUAAGCAAAGUUGAAUGUGUGAGUGGGUGUUUGUUGUGAGAAUAACAAGUUAUUUCCUAAACAUAACAUUCAUUGUUUUUCUGAGGAUUGAAUCAUUAUUUAUUUUCAUCCUAUGCAUGUAAAACAUUGCACAUCAUAAUAAGAAUAAUAUGUAUAUUAAUUUACAUAAAUUCAGUUUUGUAGAAAAUUAUUUAAUGUAGCAUUAAAUUGUGUGAGUGCUCAUUAUGUAUUUAAAAAUUUCACCUGCUAAAUAUCCUAUAUAAUUCCCUUUUCCUCUGAUUGUUCAAAUUCUAGUUAGGGCUUAUUAUUCAAUUAUUAACUUAGGCUCCAUUUUAUGCAGGAUUACAAUAUAAACUACAAGUAAAUGUAGUUAAAAACUAUGUUAAGAAGCUUAUUGAAAAUAUUAGCCGAGUUUCUGAGAAUGAUAUAGAUCUAAUCCUUGGCUUGCCAAACUAAGUUUGUCUUUGUACAAUCUUGGCUUCAACAUCAAAAUCAAAUAAUAAACUAUGAUAAUCAUGUUCAUAGUUUGGUG